ACACGACGUGUAUAGUGAAGUAUGUGAUAAGCACAAGAGUAGUAGCUAACUCACGAGACGGGUCCAAUCUGAGCUCAGGCCCGUGCUUAUCAGGACACAGGUGACGAGCAAAUGACGCAGGGCACAAGUUGACGCCACAGCAUGUACUGUAAUUCAACCUCGAAACAAAAUCAUCAUCAGAUCCCUGCACCCGAAUCCAGGAGUUCGCGGUGCAUUAAAGACAGGUAAGUUGGAAAACUGAGACCAGAGGCCGGGCUCGAGAGGAAGAGCACAUUCCAGGCACUGGCACGGCCGGUGAAAGCACACCGGGGCAAGUUGCAGGCAAGAUUAGGAAGACAAAGCGGAGUCAUAAGGGCUAAGUCGAAUGCGCAUUCGCCGAGGACGAUCCGUACGUUGGCAGAGGACCGACAGGUGGCGGCGUCCCGGCCGAGGAGUGGCUUCGGGGCAAGUUCCGGCAGAGAUCGAUGGUCCGUUGAACCAUGCGCUGCAGAUCGGACCUCUCGCGCUUCUGAGCUCUACAUUGAGAGGCUGUACCGCGAGUUUGGCUGGUGCUGGAGGACGGGAUUCCGUGCGCUUGGUUGGUGGACGACGAGCGGAGGGGCUGGAGAAUUGGCCGCGCCGCUGAGAUUUGCGUGAAUUGGAGAUGCGUUGAAGAUUAACGAGCAUAGGAUAAGCGAGAAGGGCUGCGAUGGCUUCCACUGCAGGCCUUGUGCCGAUUACGCGUCACUUUCUUGCGAAAUACUAUGAGAAAUACCCGUACUCCCCACUCAACAAGGAACUUCCCUCGAUUAUCGAUUCCCUGAAAGAGAAGUUCAAUCGCAUGGACCUUGAGUAUCAGAAAGCUUCAGGGAACAAACAGAUGAUGGAAGAGUUGCAAAUCAUCGUCCCUCAUAAGAUUGAUGAGAAUUUGUGGAAAAAUAGAGAACAGAUUGAAGAGAUUCUUCAUCUAUUUGAGGAGGGCAGUUGGCCGAAAGCACUCAAAGGACAGUCUGCUUCAACCAAUGUUGUCAAAGCACUAGAGAGGCUUGGAGGGAUCCUGAAGAGUUUGUUGAAGGAUAUAGAGAAAUUUCAGGUCGCAAACAGUGACAGGGUCUACAAUAUGGUUCUCACUUAUAUGCCCCAAGACUUCAGAUGCUCACUGAUCAAACAGCAAAGAGAGCGAUCAGAAAAAAGACGACAAGCAGAAGUGGAGGCUCUUGUUAAUGCUGGUGGAAGUAUUCGCGAGAAGUUUGUGUUGCUUUGGAAACAGCAGAUGGAAAGACGAAGACAAUUAGCACAACUCGGUUCAGGUUCAGGAUUGUACAAACAACUUGUGAAGUUCCUCGUGGGAGUACCACUGGUGCUACUUGAGUUCGUUAAACAGAUCAAUGAUCAUCAAGGGCCGAUGGAAGAGCAACGAGAGCGUUACGGCCCUCCUUUAUACCAGAUUACGACGUUGGCCAGUUACAUCCGAAUAUUCACCCAAUUUUGGUGGCUAACUUUCGACAAUGCUGAUUCGCAAACGGAAGAUAUGCUUGCACAGUUAGAGAAGUCCGUCGAUGCAUAUGUCACGGAUUUCAAGCACUAUCUGAAAUUUAUGGGAGAAGUAUUCGAAAAUUCACCUUUCCUCAUAUCUGCAGAAGAAGCAGGACUCACAGAAGAGAAGUUUGACGAUUUUGAGGAGACUCCUAUUCCUCCAGGAAAAUUUCAUGAGGUGGCAGUCAAAGUUGAAUGUGAAGGAUCAAUCGUGGCCUGGGAUUUCAGAUUGACAUCAGGAAAGGAUGUGGGUUUCCAUGUUGACUUUAUCAACGAAAGUGGGAGCAAAGUGCCUAUGGUACCUUACAAACGAUACGAGGCAAAUCAGCCAAAUCAGGGUGAUUUUCCUUCACCAUUUGUUGGCCACUACAAGCUUGUGUGGGAUAAUAGUUACUCAACGUUUUAUCGGAAGAUCGUACGCCACAAGUUGGACGUUAUCCCCCCUGUUGCCCCCCAAUCUCCCGAUAUGAGCCUUGUGGAGGAAGACGAACAAACAUAAGUAGAAGUUACUCGUGAGAUUCUUUCACACUGGUAGGGGUUCGGCAAGAGUUGAUUGAUUAAGCAGGAUGUCGAAAUGUACAAGUAUAAAUCCUGUCACGUGCAGCACUACUGGUCACACACGUCCGCUGCGAAGUUGGUUCCAACUACUGUGCAGAUGGGGAAUAGGAUAUUUGAUCCGAACAUUGAUUCUAAAAGAGGUUUCUCGGAGUUCGGUGAAAGCCAUAAGUAGAAUCAGUGUUAUAGAUCCCACCUAGACGUUUGUUGCAAUUGGAUAGUCAAUAGAGAAUUGUAAAUUGACUAGGUAGAUCAGGCCUAUAAUAAGAUUUGCUGGCGGGGACUUCGAAAGACUUGUCUUUCAGAACUGAGAAUCUCGAUCUCCCAACCGUAACGUUACACUCAAGCCUUUGAGUGAGGUUGUCAUAUGUAAGGUACAGUAGUGAAGUAGAUUGUCGUAAUACAUGAUCUAUGUCAUGUGCGCUCCUCUGAUUAGUACUAAUUCUACGGACUGGUACAUUCAUUCCUUUCAGUCCAAAUUUUUUGAGGCAUUUGAACAAUAAAAGUUGACGUUUUGAGAAGUAGCCUGUACGGUAUACGUCAGGCUGAACCAGACGGGCAACAUGGGAUUUCCUGAGUUGGAGGUCUCAUAUUCAUUGUACAUCAUGCUUUUUCCUAAGAAAUUUUUAAGAAAUAUG
This is a messenger RNA of Marchantia polymorpha subsp. ruderalis, 2708 nucleotides long. The record is from the annotation of a GenBank genome assembly. Lineage: Eukaryota; Viridiplantae; Streptophyta; Marchantiopsida; Marchantiales; Marchantiaceae.